This is a messenger RNA of Candidula unifasciata, 975 nucleotides long. NCBI's taxonomy places the organism in Eukaryota, Metazoa, Mollusca, Gastropoda, Stylommatophora, Geomitridae. The record is from the annotation of a GenBank genome assembly.
AUGUUUGUUUCGCAAGCGCAGCUCCAAGCAAUUAACGCGCUAAAGCCUAAUCACUACGAGCUGCGUUUAGUUAGCAAUGCUUUGCUAAGCGCUACCGAACAAGAAGUGCUUCACUACGCCCACCACGCGCUGCGGGGGGAUAACCCCGAUGCGGUCAUGUUUCGCUCGACAAUUAGUCGCAAGGUGUUCAAAACAAGCGACAUUCCGCCACGCGCUUACGCCCCAGCAGUUUACCCGGCCGGUAGCGUUUUAAUUUUAAACAAUGCGGCCGGCCGCUACAAGGGCGAAGUGCACGUAAUUAUGUGGGUCAUUUACUUUCCGCUGACGUUGCGCUUUUGGACCACCCCGUCCACGAGCUUACUUUUAGUUUUCACUUCGAAACCUAAGGGGCUUUGCGACUAUAAUUGCGGGAUGAAUGUUGCUGCGCUGCUCAAGCACCCCCAUGAACAAACGGCGCUACUACCCCGGCUCCAGCAGUUUCUUGACCACGGGAUUAAAAUCAUCGAAUACACACAAGCGCUCACCAUUUUAAACGAAGUGCGCGAGCGGUUCAAGGAGCAAAAUUUUCAUUUCGGGGCGGACUUAGCGACCGAGCACGAGCGCUAUCUCGCGGAAGUUUACGCGCAGGGGCCAAUUGCGGUGAUAAACUACCCCCGGGAAAUCAAAGCGUUUUACAUGCUUCUUAAUGACGAUCACAAAACAGUGGCGUGCUACGACAUUUUAGUACCCGGCAUCGGGGAGCUCGUUGGCGGGUCAGCGCGCGAAACUAACAUCGCCAAAUUAACAAAGCGCAUGCAAGAGCUAAAUGUGCCGGCGGCAGACUUGAUGUGGUAUUUGAAUUUACGUCGCUUUGGCGAGGCCGCUUCGGUGGGCUUUGGUCUUGGCUUUGAGCGGCUGGUGAUGUACGUUACGGGCGUGGAAAACAUUCGCGACGUCAUUCCGUACCCGCGUACACCCAACAAUCUUUUAUUUUAG